GUGUGUGUGUGUGUGUGUGUGUGGGUGUGUGUCCUUAAAUAUAGUAUGUGUGUAUUCUUAAAUGCACAUUGAAAAAAGGCUAGGCUCUGAGAGGAAAGAUGUCUAUUUUUGUAUUAGCCGUUGACCAUAUAACAGGUCCGUCCCCCAACAUCCCCCUCCUAACACACAAAUACGAAACCAACGUUAACAUGCUCUCACUGUGAUACAGAAAUCUGUCAGCAUGACAUUUAUGCUCUACUGUAUGUUGAAUUCCAAUCAUCGAGUUAAUUGUGUUGAUGGUUCUGAAAACAUUUGUUUGGUUAUGAAUUCAAGCAACAUCACUCAAUGCCCAGGUACUGUGUAUUUGUGUUGCUGUGUUUGAUUUCAGAUCAGACAAAUGGAAACAUAUACAUCCCUGUAAUGUUCUGCCUGAGUGAAGCGUUGCUCAUAUCUGUAAUAUUGAAUAUCUACUGCAUAUGCACCAGGAAAAAGAGGCCUCUGAUACAGCGCUGCCACAGAUUCAGUCUUUUCAGACGUUGUGCCCUACUAAUGGAUGAGGAGGCCAAUGAUCAGCAGGAUGAUCAGGCCCAUAAUGGAGAUGUGCAGUACUGCUCUGUGACCUUCCAGAAAAGAAAGACACAGCAAGAGGACCCAGAGAAUGAGCAGCAGCCAUCAGAGAGACAGAAGAAGACACGACAAGAGGACCCAGAGAAUGAGCAACAGCCAUCAGAGAGACAGAAGAAGACACGGCAAGAGGACCCAGAGAAUGAGCAACAGCCAUCAGAGGGACAGAAGUUGCAAGCUGAAGAGAGCGUGUAUUCUGAUGUAAAACAUUUUGGAUGGGAAUAACAUAGAGUUGCAUAUUGCCAUUGAUACUGAGAUAUAUAAAACAUAUCAUAUUAUACAAUAGUUAGGUCUGGUGAAACUAUUUAUUUUUUCUUCUAAUUGGAUGAGAGACAUUCCACGACAUAGGACAUCACAGGACAUCAUCACUCAGGCUUUUCACUGCUUGAAGCCAAUCCUUAUCUUGCACCUAUUGAAUAUCCACCAUGCUGGUACGUUCCAACUGUUCUGUUCAUGCAAAGCAAAAGAGCAGCGACUGCAUAAUAUCACACUUGAUUAUUAUUAUUGAGUAAGGCAAUAAUUGAUAGAACAUAUUUAACACAACUUCUGUUACUCAUUAUAAUGGCACAAAUAACUAGAGGCACCUCAAUGUGUUGGGUUUUUUUAUCUGUAUUUUAUUGUAAUUAUUGUAUAACUGCUUUAUUCAGUGUUGUUCUUUUUUAUACAGUAUAUAAAUAUAGCAGAACUCUCAAAACCUCCCAGUCUCUCAUUUUUAUGUUACGGCUUGCCUUUUUUAUUCCCAGUAAGACUCAAUACUGCCCCCCUGUGAUUUUAAUUGCAGUUAUAUUUAUUACUGCCAGGAGAGGGCACCAUCACCCCAUAUUUAAACACAAGGCAUUUGACAAUACGUGGCAAGCUGCGAGUUACAUUAUUCUGCUGUAAAGGGCAACUCUUAGGGCCAGAGGUUAACACCAUAUUCACACUGUG
Molecule: messenger RNA, 1530 nt
Organism: Sardina pilchardus (European sardine)
Lineage: Eukaryota; Metazoa; Chordata; Actinopteri; Clupeiformes; Clupeidae
Product: drebrin-like protein
Exons: 4
Coding region: 325-828 (167 amino acids)
Source: RefSeq, a predicted model, not a curated record